AAGUUUGUCCGCACUGUGAUGUUCACGGUGGAGGAGAUCAACAGGAACUCGCAGCUCCUGCCGGGAGUCAGUCUGGGCUAUCGGAUCUACAGCGGCUGCGGGAGCGAGAACUUGAUCCGAGCGGCCAUAGAAGCCAUCAGCCAGGAUGAGUCCGAUUGCAGGGGGCGAAUCCAAGCUCUCCUCGGUCACUCGUCGUCCGGAGUGAGCGAGGAUAUCAACCUCCUUCUGAGCCCCUUGUCCAUUCCGCAGGUCAGCCAUCUUUCAACGUGUGCUUGUUUAUCGGAUAAGACCCUGUACCCCACCUUCUUCAGAACGGUGCCGAGCGACCGCUUUCAGGUGCUGGGGCUGGUGCAGCUCAUGAAGUCCUUCGAUUGGCGCUGGGUGGGGAUCAUUUAUAGUGCAACCUUGUAUGCUGAUGAAGGCACGACUGAAUUUAUGGUUGAAGCAAAGAAGGAAAAUAUUUGUGUUGAAUAUCGGCUCGUUUACAAAAAGACCUCCAGAGAAACACAUGAGGCCAUUGUGAAGAUGCUGAGGGAAUCGUCAUCAAAAGUGGUUCUGCUGUUCAUGUCCUUAUCCUACACCAAGUCCUUCUUAUCUAAAAUGGCCGCUUACAAUAUCAGCGGAAAGCACUGGGUCGGCAGCGAGGCCUGGAUCACGCAACAGGACCUGGCUUCGGUGGAGAGCAGGAAUAUUCUCCAAGGGGCCAUGGGUUUUGCGCUUCCAGGGGCUUCCAUUCCCGGGCUGGACGACUUCCUGCUCGACUUGAAGCCCCAGAGCGACAUCAUAAAAGCUUUCUGGGAGAAGUUCUUUGACUGCAGCUUUUCUCCCUCCAACACGUCAACCCUGUGCACCGGCAGGGAGGACCUGAAGGCGGUCUCUAGUGACUACACGGACGUGAGCCACUUCAGGGCCACGAGUAACGUGUACAAAGCCGUGUACUCGGUCGCGUAUGCACUUGACGCUUUGUUGCAAUGUGAAAAUGGAGCCAAUCCAACCACAGGAAGUCCCUGCGUGAACAAGAGCGAGGUAUGGGAGCACCUUAGGUACGUGAAUUUCACAACUCAGUACGGGGCCAAGGUAUUCUUCGACGAUAACGGCGACUCCAUGGUCCAGUACGACUUAGUCAACUGGCACAUAAGCGACAACGACACGGUUGAGAUUGUGAACAUCGGCCGGUAUGACACGUCUUUUCCUGAGGGUCGGAAGUUUAAACUGAAGGAAGAUGCCAAAAUAGUCUGGGGAGGAAACAGCCCCAAGGUUCCCCGGUCCGUGUGCAGGGAACCGUGUCCUCCUGGGACCCGCAAGGCCAUCAACAAGAACAAGCCCAUAUGCUGCUUUGACUGCUUCGAAUGCCCUGAGGGGACAAUAAGUAAUCAGACAGAUUCUCCCGACUGUUUGACAUGUCCAGCGGAAUUCUGGCCCAAUGCCGAGAAAGACCGUUGCCUUCCAAAACCCACCGAGUAUCUUUCUUAUGAAGAGAUCAUGGGUGCGCUUUUAACCGGGUUAAGCUGCGUGGGUGUGUUUUUAGCUUUUCUGACGUUCCUCAUAUUUCUAAAGCAUAAAGACACUCCCAUCAUCAAGGCCAACAACUCUGAGUUGAGCUUCCUGCUACUCAUCUCCUUGAAACUGUGCUUCCUCUGCUCUCUGACCUUCAUCGGUCGGCCCACCGAGUGGUCCUGCAUGUUGCGCCACACGGCCUUCGGUAUCACUUUUGUACUCUGUAUUUCUUGCGUUCUGGGCAAAACCGUGGUGGUGCUGAUGGUUUUCCGAGCUACGUUGCCAGGUAAGAAUGUGAAAAUGUUUGGGCCGUUACAGCAGAGGCUUGGUGUUCUGGUUCUCACUCUGGUUCAGGUUCUGUUCUGUAUCAUUUGGCUUUGUACAAAUCCACCAUUCCCUGCUAUGAAUCUGAAAUACUACAAGGAGAAGAUCAUCCUUGAAUGUGCGCUGGGUUCCGCAAUCGGGUUUUGGGGCGUGUUGGGUUACAUCGGAUUUCUGGCCCUCUUGUGUUUCCUACUCGCUUUUCUGGCCCGGAAGCUUCCGGACAGUUUUAAUGAAGCCAAGCUAAUCACGUUCAGCAUGCUGAUAUUCUGCGCAGUGUGGAUCGCCUUCAUCCCCGCCUAUGUCAGUUCCCCUGGCAAGUUCACAGUUGCCGUGGAGAUUUUUGCCAUCCUGGCCUCUAGUUUUGGAUUGCUGGCUUGCAUAUUUGUUCCAAAAUGCUACAUUAUUAUCUUCAGGCCAGAGCAAAACUCCAAAAAACAUCUCAUGGGAAGAAUACCACCAAAAACCCUUUGAAAAUGUCGCUUCAUAUAUAUUUAAAUCAGGCGAACUCC
Molecule: messenger RNA, 2330 nt
Organism: Syngnathus acus (greater pipefish)
Lineage: Eukaryota; Metazoa; Chordata; Actinopteri; Syngnathiformes; Syngnathidae
Product: extracellular calcium-sensing receptor-like
Exons: 5
Coding region: 19-2292 (757 amino acids)
Biological process (GO): G protein-coupled receptor signaling pathway
Cellular component (GO): membrane
Molecular function (GO): G protein-coupled receptor activity
Source: RefSeq, a predicted model, not a curated record